Patiria miniata (bat star) is the source of this 1956-nucleotide messenger RNA. RefSeq names its product acidic phospholipase A2 PA4-like. Gene Ontology annotation, molecular function: A2-type glycerophospholipase activity. The annotation marks the transcript as partial. The record is from RefSeq and is a predicted model, not a curated record. The transcript has 2 exons. Lineage: Eukaryota; Metazoa; Echinodermata; Asteroidea; Valvatida; Asterinidae. Gene Ontology annotation, biological process: phospholipid metabolic process; arachidonate secretion.
CGUGACACCGGGCUUGGACCGUACCAACGCGCACCGGGGACGUCCGGGGAGCGACGGGGGGAAUCGACGCGGAACGCCCGCGGAGAUUCGGCAGGGACCCCGCAACUGGUCGAGUCCGAGCGGAUCAACGUCCGCGGUUACGACCAGAGGCUGGUCCACGGCACUAGGAGCAAGCGGGCAGCUUUCAUCGUGGACGGUACAGUGUGGUGCGGGGUUGGAGACACUGCUGAUAACUACACCGACCUCGGUGUUCACCGAGAGACCGACAUUUGCUGCCGGGACCACGACCACUGCCCUGAAAAGAUCGCCGGCUUAUCGUGGGGAUACGGACUGUUCAACUUUGUUCCUUACACCGUCAACUUGUGCAGUUGCGAUGAAAGUUUCCGCCUGUGUCUUCGAGCAGCCGACACCACCGUUGCGACCGAGGUGGGCCAGUUCUUUUUCGACACUCUCCGCCCUUCAUGCUUCGAGUUAUCGGACGAGCUGACCGCGCGAUGCGUGCGGCGAUACUGGUACGGUCUCUGCCGGGAGUACGGGCCACUGGAGCGGACGGCGGUGGUGGGCACGAACAGACACUUCAACGGCGAGCAGUACGACGACUAAUUCACCGGCUCGGGAAUAAAAACCGGGGUUAACAUGUUAUGUAGCUUGUUAGUACAUGUCACCGAUCCACUUCUAAGCCCCGCCCUUCGAUGUUUUGACCACUCACGGCUCUUAUUUAUGUACAUGUGCACAUCUGCAUAUGACGUGCGCGUCUAGAACGCGCAGUGUGGGAUUGGAGAGGUGCCUUCUGUUGGACACGUGAGAGGGCGGGGCCUAAUGGAUCCGUCAUUAUUUCAUACUUUCGAAUAUUAAUAGCCUAGCCGUAACACAAUGAAUUUGUAUUGUACAUUAACAAGAACACAUGUACCAAAUACAAUACCACCCACCGCUAUUCAUUAUUUGUAUGGAGAGAAACAAAAUCAACUAAUAGAACUAUUCGGCAAAGAUACGUACGAGUUCAACCAAAUAAUGUCAUCAUGAAGAGCGCCACUUAGUGUCAGAUGGUGUCCAGUCCAAUAUUGUGGGUGAACAGCGUCCCCUAUCAUAUGGUGGUUAUCAUCAUGCAAAGAAUGUUGCAUCCUGACGCCACUUUUUUUCCAUUAUGUAUCAUGUCAAUGAAGGCCUUACAUCGCAAAAAUGUUGAAAAGACAUAAAUCAGGGACUGAGAAACAUUUCCAAUUUUGUAAGGAAAUACUUUAUGACUCCGAUCCAUGUUCAUGACUCUCCAUAAACUUUGUACACAACCAAAGAAGUGGCGUCUGGAUACUACAUUCAUGCAUCAUCAUUAAUCAUGUACUCAAAAAAUACAUGUACAUAAUACAUAAAUUUACUCUCUUCUUUAAUUCAAAUUCAUUCUCAGAUUUACCACAAAAUAUAACUUCUCUUCUGUUUCCUAAGUAAGCUACUGACCAUCAACGUAGGCGAGAUAAUGAGGGAAGGGAAAAGUUACAACUCACAAAAUUUCCAAGAUUUGGGGGAAUAUUUCUCAAGAUUCGAAAUUCCUUUUAUAAGCAAACCAUGCAAAGAGUAGUUGGGUGGGGGCAUGGUAGGGGAAGGAGGGGAGGGGUUAUUGUCCAAAAAAGUUAUAAUUUUUUGGAUGAAGGGUCUGAGAAUUAAAACUUUGAAGCGAUCCAAAGAAGAGUGUUCUGUGUUGAACAAAUACAGUAGUUGAACCCUAACAAUUGGCAGCCAUUGGAUAGUCUAAACAGACUGCACAGAUACACAUGUACAUAAUACAAGUAAAACAUUAAAAGAAUAAUCAUAUUUACAAAUUCAUUUUUCAAGUUCAAGUUUAGUAAUUGUUAAUUUAAUAUCAAUGAUACACAGGUGGUAAUCGACUUUUGUUUUUAUAUCGUUAACUAUUUUAGUAAAAGAGAAAACAAAAAUACAUAAAAAUCACUUGUCAUUGAACUA